Molecule: messenger RNA, 7512 nt
Organism: Anastrepha ludens (Mexican fruit fly)
Lineage: Eukaryota; Metazoa; Arthropoda; Insecta; Diptera; Tephritidae
Gene: Mrtf
Product: myocardin-related transcription factor B
Exons: 3
Coding region: 1211-6310 (1699 amino acids)
Source: RefSeq, a predicted model, not a curated record
AUCUACGCAGCACGGCGUGGACGGCGGCCCUGUAUCGUGGCGUUUAACGCUCGAUCAGGAUCUUAUUGACACGCUCAAACGUAGUUUCCCAACUUGGUUUCAAGCGUCCGCCAGCAGUGACAUCACCACCACUACUUCAAUAACGACAACAACAACAGCAAUCACACCGGCUACAACGCUCUAUAAAUCAAAAACCACAGAACCAACGGAAAACGUAAAGUCAGUAAUCGUAAACCAACAAACCGUCGUUGAGACAAGCAAACACACGAGCGACAGUAACGGUAACUGUAACGGUAAUAGCAACACGAAUACUCAUCACAACAACACUAUUAUCAACAUCGCCAAAAGUGGUAACAAUUGUACGACACCCAUCACUGUUGACACCACAAACCAUCUGCAUCAACAACUGCCAUAUCUACAUCAUCACCAUUUGCAUCAUCACAGCAACGGCAACAGCUUAAAGCGACACAACAGCGACAGCAUUGGGAAAAACAUUUCUUCCCCACAGCUCAACGGUUGCAGUUAUUCAGCAAUUUUAUCCUCUUCAUCAUCAGCUUCACCUGCUUCGUCGAUAGCAUCGAAUUGCUCUGCAGUCUCCUCGAAGAAAUCCAUAUCGAGUCAUAAAAGCAGCAGCAGCAGUAGCAGUAGUUCUUCGUCAUCAUCAUCUUCCUCGAAAUCAUCGUCUUCCUCUGCCACUUCAGCUAGUUCGAAAAAUUCGUCUGCGAACGCUUCCACAUCCGUGAAGGCAACAUCUGAGAAAUUCAACAACGCCGCGAACGGCGUACAUCACAAAACCUCGAACGCCGCGCUUGUCGAAACGGGGAAGAAGUGUGUAGCGACAAAAGCAGCUGUGAAAUCGGCUGUCAAGUCGGUGGUGAAAGCGCGUGAAAAGUCAGCAGCGUCAACGCUUUCAGCGUCUUCAACAGUGGCGGUAGCAGCAGUAGCGACCACCGCAAACUUAAAAGGGUCGUCGUCGUCAACGAAGGCAAUUACGAAAUCAGCUUCAUUGCACUCACUUAGCAGCUGUUCCGGCUCCGGCUCCGCUUCACUACUCGCAACAUUCUCGUCGCCCGGAUCGACUGCAACUACCGUAGAGAUUAUAUCGGAUACGUCGUGUAACGCGCUCCUAACAGAGUCUCAAUUUGGUGGCAAAGUGGGCUUCGGGCAUACAUUUCAAAACGUUAUACUGUUGCAGGAAGCAAACGACGACAUGUCUGAAGGUGAGCAAUGCUUGAAUGCAGUAGCGGCAGCAGCAGCAGCAGCAGUAGCAGCACCACCAUCAUUCCUAUGUGGCGGUGGUGGUAUUAGCAGUGAUGAUGGCACAAAUUCCGAUGCUUAUGAUCCGAGGCAAUCACCGCCGAAGGCGAUCGUUGAUUCCAGUCCACUGCAGCCGGCAAUGGAUAAGAAUAAAGAAUCCCUAAAAACUUCACCCGCCAUACACGAGCAAUGCAAACAAUUGGAACGUGCCAAAACCAGCGAUUUGCUGAAAGCAAAGAUACAACAGCGACCAAAUCGGGAAGAUUUAGAGCGUCGUCAUAUUUUGGAGGAGGAUGAAUGUCAUAUCGAUCCGAGUUUAGCGGAGAAACAGCGUAUGCUGAAGAAAGCACGCUUAGCCGAUCAACUUAAUUCGCAAAUACAGCACCGACCUGGUCCACUCGAGUUGAUCAAAAAGAAUAUAUUGCACACCGAAAAACCAAUCGAGAAGAUUGUCAAGGAAGGUUUGGUGUCAUUCAAAGCCACAAGCGAAGGUCUACUAACACGGCCUCAACAUCCGCAUAGUUAUGUGACUUAUGAAGAGGACUCACAAAGCUCUGAAAGUGAUACACGUCAGACACCACCACGUGUAGACGAGAUAUGUGCAAGUGGCCAGAGUGAUGCGUUGCAGGCCGCUGCCGCUUCGGCGGGCAUUGUUACGGUAGCCUUAACUAUACCCACUAGCGGCGGGCAGGUCGUAGUGACAUCGGCACCAUUGUUGCCAAGUAGCACGCCAGCAACGAAAAUAUCAACAGUGCCUCCACCACCACCACCCCCUCCUGCGCCAAUGGUGUGUAACAUACAAGUGAAGCAAGAAACUGCAAAUCUCUUUGAGGAGCUAUGCCAGUCUGUGGCUGGACCAACGGCUAGUCCUGGUGGAAAUUUUCUACCGAUGGUGUCGUCACCGGGAUCUUUGACAUCGGCCGCUUCCACAUUGAGCCCCCUAUCCUCGAUUGCCUCGCCAUCACAAUCGCUAACUCCACUUCCACCAUUGAGUUGCCAGCUUUCACUGGGAAAAUCUGAUGCGCCGGGUAAAGAAAAGAAUAGAAAGAAGUCUAAGUCUAAGCCCGCUUGUAAAGCGCGCACAAUUAAGUUUCAUGAGUAUAAGGGUCCACCGAACGCGGCACAGAAAAUGUCAUGCAGCGAAAGUAGCCAACCUGAGGAGACUUCAUAUCAAUUAAUGUUGGAGCAACAAAAUUGUUUGCUCAAGUUUCUUGAGACUCUGAAUAAAAAUCAAUCAAUAGUACCCGCAACUACGGGCGCGACAGUAAGUACGAGUUCGAAUGUUAACACAGUUGGUGGCUUAGUGACAACCGUGGCUAAGUCCAAUGCAGUGGCUUCAACAACAGCAUCGUCAGCUGCCAAGAUGUCUACUGCUCUGCCUUCACCGGCACCUGCCACACCUUUGUCCAAUAUAACGGCUGUAGGUGACAGUGCAAGCAACACAGCCUCGCCGGCCAAUUCGACAUUUUCAAUGAUUUCCACUCCACGCCCACCGCCACUUCCAUCACCUGCCCUCUCCGUGACAUCUUCCAUACCACCCAGCCCGGCAACCAGCUACGCUGACUCCACAUGCUCCACCACAGACAUCUCGCGAUUGGAAAAGAUGAAAGUUUCUGAUUUGAAAAUGCAUCUGAAGCGACGCAAUUUACCUGUGUCCGGUCCAAAACCGCAACUGAUCGAGCGUCUCAAACCGUUUUUGCCACUUGAUGCAACCGAAUGCUCGACAAUAGUAAACACGCCAGCGUCAACGGCUUCUUCAGAGCUUAUUUCCAGCUCAGUGGGUGAAGCUAUGGAUGCUACUAAUUCGGCAGUGACCGAUGUGCCAGUUGCCAUGAUUGUGAAUUCACCGCAUACCGUUGCGAUGUCACCGGAGCGACACAAUCUGGAGCCCGAACAAAUGGACAUAGUGCAGCAAGCAGAUUCCCCACGGCCGGUACCAUUUCAGACGAUUCUACAACCGAAACCACAAGCUGCCACCAUAAUUCUAACGAAUGAUGAUUUGGUGCGGGAACAGAAGCGGCAAAUCGAUGAACUGCAGCGACAGUUGCAGCGUUCACAACAAGAAUUGAAACAGAUGCGACAAAAGCAACAGCAAACUAACCAGCAACAAAAGCAGCUUCUGCAUCCCCAGAAACAAACCGUUACCGCACAAGUGGUGAAUGCAUUGCCAACUCAGCAAAUAACACUUAUCACCACUACAACGGGGCCCCAUUGCGCGCCGCUCACGGUAUUACCACAGAUAAAGGAAAACAUAACGUUACCUACGAAGGCAACGGUGAAAUCGCAAGCUACGAAAGCGAAUGCUGCCAACGCAGCUGCUCACAAAGCAAACACCAAUAAUACAACAACUGUGACACCGCAGGCGAUGAGCCAGAAAAUGGUUGUGAAGCAACAAUUGGAGGCGAAAAUACAAAAACAGAAGCAAGCGGCAGCUGCGGCGGCGGCGGCAGCCGCAUCACAACAGGCACAGAAACAUGUACAGCAAGUGCAGGCUCAUGCUCUGGCGCAAGCUCAAGCCCAGGCCCACGCACAACUACGACUGCUGACAACUACACAAAAGACACAAACUUUACUCAUUCCAACAGUGACGGCGACACAAAAGAUUGAGGACAAGAAAUUGCCCACAGCAGCGCGGCAAAAGAAUUCCAUCAACACUAAUAGUAAGGGCAAUAAUGCCAAUUCCAACACAAACGGGACUACAACAACUAUUCUCGCUAAUCAAAUACCGUUGACCGCAAAAACGCAUAAUAAUUUGGGUCUCGUAUGGAACGAGGGCAAUCAGACGAUCUUUCUGGUUGGGUUGAACGAUCAGCACAUGACGGCACAUACGAUUGGUAACAUUUCUUUGGCAAAUGCGAGUCCAGCUACUAAGAAACUUUUGAAUGGACAUCAGCGUACCAGUUCGCUGCCAAGUAUACUACUCCCGAUUACAACUCCUCAAGGACAUGAACCGCAGCAACUGAUUGAGGCGAAGCCAGUAAUUACACAGCAACAGCUACAACAGUUGCAACUGCAACACCAACAACAACAGCAAUACCAUAAUCACACCUUCCUGCCGACACAACAGAUUAUACAAUUGGACAUUAAGCCACAAACUCAACCACCACCGCCACCACCUCCACCACAAUAUGAGGAAGCUACGAAAAAAUUGGCGGCUAAAGCCAGUUUGGCGCAGGUCAAAAUCAAAGAGGAGCCGAAUACCGGCCGCAAUACGCCACAAACACAAAUUAAUUCAGUGACCACACAAACGACAAGCAAACGCAAGAACGCUGUGAAAUCAGAGAAGGUGACAGAUGUGCUGGACAUACUUGUUAAGCAGGGUGAAUUACCUGAAAGCGUUCUAGAGCCCAUAACGCCCGUGACCCCUCUGACACCGGGAGGUGGUAAUGCGCUAAUGACAGACAUGAGUGGCAAUUUGAUAUUUAACACAAGCUCUUCGGGUAGUGGUCCUUCUGACGAUUUGGCUGCCUCGGGUGCACUGGUGCCUAAGCAGGAGCCACAAACCAGUCCAAUGCCCGAUAGUACACUGGUCUCUCAACCCAUGGACACAACCCCAUGUGGCCAACAGCAGAGCCAAAUGCAGCAGACACAACAGCAGCGAGCGGAGAGCGACAUUGACAGAGUUUUCCAGAUGUUGAGCAGUGACGGUGAUGUGCCGUCUUCAUCAAUCAACUCACCACUGACUAGCGGCUUCAUUGAGAAUAUCGAUAUGGCCUCGCCAAUGCAGCCGGACGCCCACAUUGAUGCUGCAAGUGUGGCUAAGUCAUUAGGCAUCUUCCUGGAGCAACAUCAUUCCACACCACCGCCACAAACGUCGGCUACAGGCAUAUCUUUGCACCAACACCACCAACACCACCAACAACAUCAACAUCAGUCGCCGACACAUCACGAUAUGCUCAGCAAGGCAACCAGCUCGCCAGAGAAAUCUAUGGCACGGAAUAUGGGCAGCCCGGAUGCAAAACUUAAUCACUUUGAUGAGUUUGAGCUGCUCGAGUUGAUGUCACAGCAGUUGGAGAUGGACAUUGGUGACGAUACAAGUAAUUUCGCAGGGACCGUCGAUGUUGGCGUUAAUUCUGUUGCCCAUCAUCAUCAGCACUUACGUCAUUCCAACGAUGAUUGCAAGAGUGGCAACAACGUCGACUCCUCGGCCAAUGUAGGCGCCCAAAAUUUGAACGGUCUGCGGCGUGACAUGAAUCCAAGCUUGCAGCCAUCGAUCAAUGAGCUUAUACAACAACAAUUGCACCAUCAUAGCCAUCAACAACCGUACCACCAGUUGCAACACAACAAUAACAAUAGUGGUGAUGUGAUGAGCGCUGUUGACGUUGACUUCGAUGCAGAAAGCUUUGUGGCGCAAUUGGCUCAAGUGAGCAGCCAUGAUGGUAUGGCUAAUAACAACAACAAUCUUUCGCAUAAUCGCAGCAUAUUGGGUGGCAUUGGUGGUGGAGAACACGGUAGCAGAGGCAGUCCACACAACAACAAUUGUCACAGUAGCAACAGCAGCGAGGUAUCAAGCAGCGGCGACCAUCUCACAAAUGUACGUGGACACAGCCACAGCAGUAGCAAUAAUCACUUUAGUGCCACACCUAUGGAUGUUUGCGACGAUUUCGAUAAUCCGCUGGGCAGUUUCAGUUUUUCUGCAUUCUCGCCAGAUUCUAACAUCAACACGCCACCACAUCCGUUCGGUAGCAGCGAUGGUAGCAGCAGCAGCGCCAUAUUGAAUGGUGGUUGCAUAAAUGGGGAAACCAACAUGGGACUUGGCUUGAGUGGCGACAUGGUGAGUGGAGUUGGCGCAGCGCCAUCAGCAUCUGCCACGUGUGGCAUGCAAGCGAACAACGCCAUGGGUGUGGGCGAACAAAUGUCCAUUUGCGGCAUCGCCAAUGGCCUUGGCGAAGGCAAUGCAAUGCUGGGUGGCAGCGGCGGCGAUGGCGUUAUGGGGGAGAGCUCAGUGACUGCAACGGGUAGCGAUAGCUUUGGGGCUGCUGGUGACAUCUUUGAUUUGUUCAACAUGGACGACUAUAAGAUGUCCUGGGGUGAGGGUGAUUUCGCAGUGUAAAAAUGGUUGAGAGAUAGCGAAAGAGAAAGUUAGAAAAUGUGUGGUAAAGCAGUAAAGGUGCUGUUGAAGAAUGUUGUGUGUUACAUGUUUAUUUACUGGCCCGUUAACUGUUGAAUAGUGCUGGCCUCGGGAUGAGCGCACGGACGGCUUUGUGCCGAGCCUUUGCGUUGCGUUAGAAAUCUAAGUCGAAUGACUGCUUCAAGGGGAAAGGCUGUGUGCAUGUUUAUUAGGCAAUUAUUAUGCGCAUACGCAAGCUUUAAAGGGCACUCGAUUAGUGAGAGGUAUUUUUGUUGCCAUAACAAAAACAAAACAAAUGUUUUAGUACACAUUAUCAGCGCUUCAGUUGGCUUCACAACCACCAAAACAUAUGCGUACAUUCAAACUUAUUCCUUUUUAUUACUACUUUAUAUUGUAUUUGUACUAUCAAAUGAAGCUCCCCACUUUGAAAAAAAAUGCAUUUAAAAUCAAUUAAAUAAAACCAAAACAAAAUGAGGCUUUCGAAAAAAAGCUCAAAUUUCCAUGCUGUAGCCAAGCAGCUGAUAAUGUGUAGAAAAAUAUUAUUGGAAUGAGUGAAAGAACGAGUGCGCAGGCAUUUCGUAAGUGGUGGGUGGUGAGGGAGGAAAAGUAGUUGAAAGAGAAGCAAAAAGUAACUGGAAAGCAUGUAAUGGGAGUGCAAGUAAUCAAUACCAUUCCAAAAAUUAAAAACAAUUUAAUUCAAAAGUGAGCAGUGGAGAGUAUGAAGAGCGUUUUUGAAAAGCGCUGAAUUAAUAUGGGGGCAAGUAAAUGCAGGACAGUUGCAGAAGGAAAGAAAAUAAGAAGCUUACGAAAAGUUAUUUCUCGAAUUGCUGCUCGGCCAAGCUGUCACAAACACAUACUUAUGCGCGUGCAUACAACCAAGCUCAUACAGACGUCCCAGAGCGUGUCGUGAAACAUUCUUUUAUUUAAGUUUUUAUGCAAAAGGAAAUAAAAACAAGAACAAUUUAAAUAGUUUUUAAAAUAAUUACGUUAAUUUACAAUAACCAAAAAAAAAAAAGAAAAAAAAAUUGAAAAAUGACAAAAAUACUUACCACUAAACGCGUGAAUAAAAAUACUUAACUACAUAAAUACAUACGCAUAUUUAUAUUAAUUAUAUAGCGCUCAUUUGUAAUAAUCACUUAAAAAGCAUGUAAGAAUUAAGCGGAAAAUAUCAUAUUAUAUUAUAU